UUUAAAAACCCUUUCGAAGGCUGAAUCCUAAAUGUGUGUGUGUUGGAUAAAUUAGUGCCCUAGGUAGGGUGUAUAAGUUUCACUGUCACUCCCUACGUAGUGCACUUUGAAAGGGAAGUCAGGGUGUGUUUGGGAUUCAGCCGUACAGACCGGAAGUUGAUUGGCUAGCAGGGAAAGCACUUCCGGUUGUGGGAUUUGGAUGGCAGUUUUUGCGGUAACGGUUCUGCUGUGAGAUGCUAAAUGUUAUAAAAUGGCGGCUCCGUGGACUAACGAUAAAGAGGAGGAGUUCGUGGCCAUGAUGGAGGGAAAGCCGGAGUUAUUCGACAACACGGAGAUGAAUUUCACCAACAAGACGGCGAAGAUGAACGCCUGGCUGGAGCUGGCUAAACACUUCCAGAUCAGCGAGAAGGAGCUGCGUAAGAAAUGGGACUCUCUCAGGACUCAGUACAGCAGAUACACUAAGAUGAUGUACGGAUCAGACGGACGCUUCUUCACCCCGAGACAGCAGUGGAUCAUGCAGCGCCUCAAAUUCCUCGAUCCUCACAUCAAGCGCAGGAGCAACUACUGCACCGACCUCGACUACGAGGUGACGGUGGUUGAGAACGGCUGUGAGGAUUCGAGCCCCGCCCAGGUGGACGUGGAGAUCGAGGCGGACAGCCUGAACAAGCUGGAGAUGAACCUGGACGCAUCCAAACUCUCCAAGCAGCUCUGCAAACGGGCGUUCCAGGACGACGACUCGGACUCGGCGCGUUCCUGCGGAGCCAAGAAACCCUGCUCGGACAAACCGAGCCCGCAGAUGUUCCCCAAAAGCGUCUCCAAGCGGCAGUGCGACGAGGACGACGAGGACGAAGAGUCGGAUUCGGCGAGUCUGAGGAGGAUCGUGUGCAGCACCAUGGAGGAGAAGAAGGACGAGCGCUGGGACGGUUUUUCCGUGUACGUCACCUCCUGUCUCCGGAGCCUGGACUCGUCCCGGAGCCGCAUGAGGGCGCAGGACGACGUGUGCGCCGUGCUGCAGAGACACAUGGAGCAAGACGGCGAGGACGACGAGGACGGAGCGGGGGACGGCAGGAGCGAGACGUGCAGGAGAACCUGCUCCACCUGCUGCGGCUCCAGGAAGCCCAGGAGCGGCGCCGGCGCCGUCAAGCUGGCCACGCCCAUCACGGACGAUCAGGACGACCUCGAACCCUUCCUCAAGUCCAUGUCCAUCAUCAUGAAGAGGUUACCUGAGGGCGAGAGGUCAGAGGUCAAGUUCAGGAUCCACGAGCUGGUGCACAAAGCUCAGAUGAAACAUCUAAACGAACAGAGGAGCGAACAGAGGAGCACGCAGAACUCGUCUGCUCUAUGAGCUGCGCUUUACACUCGCACUGAACACCGGCACUUUUAUACAGAACUUUAUAACUCUUUUUAUUAAGUUAUAAAUAUAUAUAUAUUUCAUAAAAACAUCUGUGAGGAAUAAAUCAGGAAGAUUCGUAGAUCUUCUCUUCGUACUGCAUUCUGCUCGAAGAGUAAAAACUCUGGAAAUGUUAUAAAAAAAUAAACACUGUUUCUAUUUUUUAUAUUAAAAUGUUAAAACCACUAUCACCAACAAUGGGCUCAGGGUUGCCAGAUUCACCAGGAUCCCUCACAUCUGUGCUGUUUUAAUCACUAACACGGAAAAAAGUGUUGAAUCUGUAACUCGUUAAACAUCGUAGUGCUGCGCGAUCAUCAGCAGAAAUUUAAUAAUCGACAUUAUUGAUCACAUUUAUUCUGCCAGUGUAGGAAUUUUUUUUUGCUUUAAAUGAACAGAAAAAAAAUUGUUCUUUCACACUGUACGUUAUGAGUGUGUAUCACAUAUCUAAAAUUUUUAUUUAAAAUUCUAAACAAUGAGACUUUAAUUAAUCAAUUACUCUAUUGAUCGAUUGACUAUUUGAUUGAUUGAUUGAUUGAACAACAUUAAAUCGUUAAUUAAUCAUUAUUUAAUUAAUAGCAGACAGAAAAACUGAUUAAACGUA
This is a messenger RNA of Pangasianodon hypophthalmus (striped catfish), 1991 nucleotides long. RefSeq lists its product as uncharacterized. Gene Ontology annotation, cellular component: transcription regulator complex; nucleus. Gene Ontology annotation, molecular function: DNA binding. Gene Ontology annotation, biological process: regulation of transcription by RNA polymerase II. Lineage: Eukaryota; Metazoa; Chordata; Actinopteri; Siluriformes; Pangasiidae. The transcript is spliced from 3 exons. The record is from RefSeq and is a predicted model, not a curated record. Bases 251 to 1345 code for a protein of 364 amino acids.